UUUCUUCUGCCCGCCCCCCGACACAUUCCCCCUCUCUCCUGCAUCAUGUUUCGCUUCUGGAGAAGCUCGUUUGCGCUCCCGGAGGCUGCCUGCGAAGCGCCCGACAGGAACCCGCGGUACGAAAACCUCUUCCAGAAGCUGGACCGCGAUGGGGACGGCCGCGUGGACAUUGCCGAGCUGCAAUCCGGACUCAAGGCUCUGGGCAUCCCCCUGGGAGAUGACGCGGAGAAGAAAAUUUUCAGAGCUGGAGAUACUAACCAAGAUGGCCGGCUGGACUUUGAAGAAUUUACACGCUAUCUUAAAGACCAUGAGAAGAAAAUGAAAUUAGCAUUUAAAAGUCUCGACAAAAACAAUGAUGGAGUAAUUGACGCCUCAGAAAUUGUUCAGUCCCUCAAGAUCUUGGGUAUAGAUAUUUCAGAAAAACAAGCAGCAAAGAUUCUACAAAGCAUAGAUGCUGACGGGACAAUGUCAGUGGACUGGAAUGAAUGGCGGGACCACUUCCUAUUUAAUCCUGCUACAGACAUUCAAGGAAUCAUUCGAUACUGGAAACAUUCUACAGUAUUGGACAUUGGAGACAGUCUGACUAUCCCAGAUGAAUUCACAGAAGAGGAGAAAAAGACUGGGCAGUGGUGGAGACAGCUUUUGUCAGGAGCGGUUGCUGGUGCAGUAUCUCGAACGGGAACAGCGCCACUGGACCGCCUGAAAGUCAUGAUGCAGGUCCAUGGCUCAAAGGGAAAAAUGAACAUAAAAGGCGGCUUGCAGCAGAUGGUUAAAGAAGGAGGCGUCCGUUCGCUUUGGAGAGGAAAUGGUGUCAAUGUUGUUAAAAUUGCACCUGAAACGGCUAUUAAGUUCUGGGCGUAUGAACGGUAUAAGAAGAUGUUCGUUGAUGAAGGGGGGAAAGUCGGCACUGCUGAAAGGUUUAUUUCUGGUUCCCUGGCUGGAGCGACUGCACAGACUUCUAUUUAUCCCAUGGAGGUAUUAAAGACCAGACUGGCUGUGGGUAAAACAGGACAAUACUCUGGAAUGUUUGACUGUGCUAAGAAGACCUUAAAAGGAGAAGGCGUGAAGGCUUUUUACAAAGGUUAUAUUCCCAAUAUUUUGGGCAUCAUUCCUUAUGCUGGCAUAGAUCUGGCUGUUUAUGAGGCUUUGAAGAAGACCUGGCUAGAAAAAUAUGCAACAGACUCUGCCAACCCUGGUGUACUUGUGUUGCUGGCAUGUGGUACCGCGUCCAGUACAUGUGGCCAGUUAGCCAGUUAUCCUCUUGCCCUCAUCCGCACUCGAAUGCAGGCUCAAGCCAUGGUAGAAAGUGGCCCUCAAUUAUCCAUGGUUGGUCUCUUCCAAAGGAUUAUUGCUAAGGAGGGAGUCCUGGGACUGUACAGGGGCAUAGCUCCUAACUUCAUGAAGGUGCUCCCCGCUGUCAGCAUCAGUUACGUGGUAUAUGAAAAGAUGAAGGAGAACUUGGGAAUAGCAUGAGAAGAAAGGAGGGAAGAAAAAUAGAGGUUUAUUACAAAACAUGCACACCUGAUGAAACCACAUUGGAUGCUAAAUUUAUUCAUGUUUACAAUUGGAUUCAAGUCUUCUCUGUACAGAUCUUGUGGGGAUCUCUUCAAGGAAGCAGAAGAGGACCCACUUUCCAGAAACAGCUGUAAGCCAGGUAUCUUUUUUAAAAAAACACCAAAUCCGACAACCUCAGGUUCCCAUAUCUUAACAAUCAAGAAAUAUUUGAUUGCUAGCCGAGCUGAGUGAUGGAAGAUCUUAAAGAAUGAAUCUCUAGUCAAUGUAAUUUUCUGAUUUUUUU
Lacerta agilis (Sand lizard) is the source of this 1798-nucleotide messenger RNA. It is a transcript of the gene SLC25A24, whose product is annotated as solute carrier family 25 member 24. Gene Ontology annotation, molecular function: calcium ion binding; ATP transmembrane transporter activity. The transcript has 10 exons. Bases 46 to 1473 code for a protein of 475 amino acids. Gene Ontology annotation, biological process: transmembrane transport. Gene Ontology annotation, cellular component: mitochondrial inner membrane. The record is from RefSeq and is a predicted model, not a curated record. Lineage: Eukaryota; Metazoa; Chordata; Lepidosauria; Squamata; Lacertidae.